Humulus lupulus (European hop) is the source of this 671-nucleotide messenger RNA. RefSeq lists its product as uncharacterized. The transcript is spliced from 5 exons. Gene Ontology annotation, molecular function: ATP binding; nucleic acid binding. The coding region runs from base 22 to 486 and encodes 154 amino acids. NCBI's taxonomy places the organism in Eukaryota, Viridiplantae, Streptophyta, Magnoliopsida, Rosales, Cannabaceae. The record is from RefSeq and is a predicted model, not a curated record.
GCAUGACCAAGGCUGAAGGAGAUGAACGGUAGCAGGUGGUGCUCGACGGCAGUGACGUUCCAGCAUUCUCGGCGGUGUCGACGGUGGUUCCAGCGUUCCAGCACUCACGGCGGCGCACGGCUCCAGAACUCACGGUGGCGCAGGUCUCGGCUCCAGCAGGCUCUUUGGCGGUGCAGGGUCUCGGCUCUGGCGGUGCAGGUUCUCGACUCCGGCGGUACUGGUUGCUCACGGUUCCAGCCGUGGGUUGAGGUUAAGGCUUUUAGCAAAUCUCUCGAGUCAUUUAAAACUGCAAUUGUUGUUGGUGGAACUAAUAUAUCUGACCAGAGGUCUGAGCUCCGUGCUGGAGUUGAUAUAGUUGUUGCUACUCCUAGGAGAUUUAUAGAUCAUUUGCAGCAAGGAAAUAGUUCACUUUCAAGAGUUUCAUUUGUUGUUCUAGAUGAGGCUAAGCUGACAGAAUGCUUGACAUGGGGUUUGAACCUCAGAUAAGAGAGAAAAUCACAUGCCUCAAGAGAUUGACAUUUCUACAUUACAAACAUUAGGCAAUUGGGAUCUUUCUCGAGCUUGGAAUAGACCUUUUACAAGCCAUCCAAAGAGAGUUCCAGACACUGGGGAAUUGGUUACAAUCGGAAUUUCCCCAACGAAGCCUUAUCUUGAAAUAGGAGUAAUUUCAG